Nicrophorus vespilloides is the source of this 1433-nucleotide messenger RNA. Its product is annotated as chromodomain-helicase-DNA-binding protein 1. Lineage: Eukaryota; Metazoa; Arthropoda; Insecta; Coleoptera; Silphidae. Gene Ontology annotation, biological process: negative regulation of transcription by RNA polymerase II; chromatin organization. Bases 264 to 1367 code for a protein of 367 amino acids. The transcript has 5 exons. Gene Ontology annotation, cellular component: pericentric heterochromatin. Gene Ontology annotation, molecular function: chromatin binding. The record is from RefSeq and is a predicted model, not a curated record.
AAUGUUGACUUAACUCCAAGUUUAGAGUAUGAGUCAAUAAAAUAAAAGGAUGCCCCAUCAUAAGCCAAACAUAGAAAGCGUCAUCUCGUGAGUUAAGUGUAAUAGUAUCAAUUUGGUUCAGCACUGCGCUAUUGUUUGGCUUCUGUUUUGUGUUUACUUGUGUUGAUUUGGCGUUAUAUUGCCACAGCGUGUAUAUUGUACGUAGUUUUAACAACUGGAAAGUUGUUGUUUUCCAUCGCGUGCGGAGAUUUUCAGUUUUGUUCAUGAGAAAAAUAGCCAUGAAAAAAAGGGGCCGCCCGGCUAAGACUGAAAAUAACGGCGAGUCCGAGGAUUCGGAGGUGCUCAACGGAAGCACCAAUGAGAAAAGACGCGGAAGGAACUCGGUCAAGCACGGCGAUGCGAAGGAUGAAUUCGAGGAGGAAAGCUCCGAUCAAAAAUCAGAGCAGGCGUCGGAUAACAGCGACGUAGAUGACACAGGACCAGAUAGGAAGAAAAAGAAGAAGGCUAACAACAGGAGGACUUCCGCAGCAAAGAAGAGCAAAGCUAAAAAUGUCGUAUCCGAUGAAGAGGGCGGUAGCGACGACGAAAAGGAAGAAUCUAACUACGAGGUCGUCAAUGAGAAGAGACGCGGAAGGAACUUGGACAAGCACGGAGAUGCGAAAGAUGAAUUCGAGGGGGAAAGCUCCGAUCAAAAAUCAGAGCAGGUGUCGGAUAACAGCGACGUGGAUGACACAGGACCAGAUAGGAAAAAGAAGAAGAAGAAGGCCAACAAUAAGAGGACUUCUGCAGCAAAGAAGAGCAAAGCUAAAAAUGUUGUCUCCGAGGGCGGGAGCGACGACGACGACAAAAAAGAAGAAUCUGACUAUGAGGUUGAAGCAAUCGUAAACGAGAGACGUGUAAGAAAAUCCCGACAGUAUUUGAUCCGCUGGAAGGGUUAUGGAAGUGAACAUGAUACAUGGGAGCCUGAAACCACUCUGAAUUGCCCAGAGAUUUUGCAAAAGUACAAAGAGGACAAGAAGAAGAAGAUGGACGAUGAGGAGAACGAGAUGGACGACAACAAAGAAUACGAAGUUGAACGUAUAUUGGAGGUUCAUUUUAAGAAAAAUGGAAAACGUGAAUUUCUGAUAUCCUGGAAGGGAUACUCCUCAGCGGAAAGGACGUGGGAGCCGGAGGAGAAUAUGGAAUGCACCGAUCUAAUUGACAAAUUUAUGAAGAAAGUGGAGAAGGCUAAACGGUACGAUCCGCACGCUCUGCGUUCAGAACGAAAGCCCACCGAUCGUUUCACAUUGACCACAAAGGAAGGCGGUCGUAGAGUGAGCAAGAGAAAUUCACAGCAACAGAGAGUGCGCUACACCGAUUGCGAAUGAAUAUUUUGGCAAAUUUCGUCGACGGUUUAUAUAUAUUAUUAUUAUUAUUUUGUUUUUUGGAGUUCG